Messenger RNA from Anneissia japonica, 4644 nucleotides. Its product is annotated as kinesin-like protein KIF11. The transcript has 25 exons. Gene Ontology annotation, cellular component: spindle microtubule; nucleus. The coding region runs from base 120 to 3323 and encodes 1067 amino acids. Gene Ontology annotation, molecular function: ATP binding; plus-end-directed microtubule motor activity; microtubule binding. Gene Ontology annotation, biological process: microtubule-based movement; mitotic spindle assembly. NCBI's taxonomy places the organism in Eukaryota, Metazoa, Echinodermata, Crinoidea, Comatulida, Comatulidae. The record is from RefSeq and is a predicted model, not a curated record.
AAGUGGGACAUUUGCAUCGGGUGGAUAAUUUUCAAAUGUUUGCUGUAUGUCGAAGAAAUAGGAGGACAACAAAAAAGGAUCAAGGAAUAUAAAGUUGUAAGGGCACUGAACAUUACAAAAUGUCGAAGCAAAAUGGCAAGGCGCCGCAAGAGAAACAUAUCCAAGUGGUGGUGCGGUGCAGACCUAUAAGUAACACAGAAAAGAAGCAGGGAUCACACAAAGUUGUAGAGACCAAUUCUAUCAAAAAAGAAGUCGUAGUAAACAUGGAAGUAGCAGAGAAGUCCAUCAACAAAACGUUCAGCUUUGACAAGGUUUAUGGUCCAAAAGCAAAGCAGGUUGAUGUGUACAAAGGAGUAGUUGCACCUAUCUUGGAUGAAGUGUUGGCGGGAUACAAUUGUACUGUAUUUGCGUAUGGCCAGACAGGCACAGGUAAAACAUUUACAAUGGAAGGAGAAAGAUCUCCAGAUUUGGAUCUGUCAUGGGAACAGGAUCCUCUGGCUGGUGUGAUUCCCCGUUCCAUGCAUCAGAUCUUUGAUAAACUGAAGGACCAGGAAGUAGAGUUUUCCAUCCGUGUGUCGUAUCUCGAACUGUACAACGAGGAACUCUUUGACCUUCUCGCCCCAACAGAUGAUACACCGCGUUUAAGAAUUUUUGAAGAUGCCACAAGAAAGGGUUCUGUGGUUAUUCAAGGCCUAGAGGAGGUUGUUGUUCAUAACAAGGAUGAGGUGUACUCCAUUCUAGAGAAGGGGGCUGCUAAACGACAGACGGCAGCUACAUUGAUGAAUGCCCAUUCAAGUCGAUCCCAUUCUGUAUUUUCCCUGACAAUCCACCUGAAAGAGAACAACAUAGAUGGGGAGGAGCUUCUCAAGAUUGGCAAGUUAAAUCUUGUUGACCUUGCAGGUAGCGAGAACAUUGGAAGGUCAGGUGCUGUAGACAAGCGUGCCAGAGAAGCUGGUAACAUUAACCAAAGUUUACUGACGCUUGGUAGAGUCAUCACAGCUCUGGUAGAGCAUGCACCUCACGUCCCUUACAGAGAAAGCAAGCUGACACGUCUAUUGCAAGACUCAUUGGGUGGGCGAACCAAAACGUCCAUCAUUGCUACCAUCUCACCCGUUGCUUGUAAUCUUGAGGAAACACUGAGUACCUUGGAUUAUGCUCAUCGGGCCAAGAACAUCACAAACAGACCAGAAGUAAACCAGAAGCUUACCAAACGCACUCUCAUCAAAGAGUAUACAGAGGAGAUUGAGAGACUGAGGAGAGACUUAAUAGCUGCCAGGGAGAAAAAUGGAAUAUUUUUAUCAGAAGAAAAUUAUAAGUCUAUGGAAAACCAAAUUGCAUCACAACAAGACCGAAUUAAAGAAAAGCAAGAGAACAUUGAAGCUUUGGAAGAGGAGUUGAAAAAGAUUCAAGAAAUGUAUUUCAUUCAGUCAGAGCAGUUGGAGGAAACAUCCAAAACACUGGAAGACACACAAGCAAAUUUAACCACAACAAAGAAGGUCUUGAGGGACACGACUCAAGAUCGUGACGAGCAAAAGCAUUUGGUGUCAAAACACGUUACUACCGAGAAGUCACUCUACUCACAAGCAACUAGUCUUCUGGGUGUGACGAAGGAGAGUACAAGCGAUGUGGAAGGACUUCAUGCCAAACUAGAUCGUAAAAGGGCAGUGGAGAAACACAACAAUAAUGCGCAGAAAACCUUCCAGGACAACUUCCAUGCUCAGAUGCAGAGUCUUCACGGAAGUCUGACGAAUUUCAGCGAGAAGCAAACAAAAUACAUUGAGCAACACCAGGAAAAUCUUGAUAAUGACCUUACUGGGAGAUCUGAGGAGAUGAAUAAACUUUGCAACACACUGUCAACAAUUGUAGACAACACUGAGAAGAAACUCUGUAACCUAGCAACAAGCAAUCAGGAAUAUUGUUCGACUACAGAACAGUGGAAUAAUGAAAUGUUGAAUAUGACUGAGAAACACAAUGAAACAAAUGUAAAAACAUUGCAAUCAUUUUUGUCUGACACAAUUCUACCAUGUAUGAGGACCAUCCAAGGCAAAUUGUCCGUCCAUGCCCAGGCUUUGGGCCAAUGGAAAGGCAGACUUAGAGAACAACGUGAGACGCAGACAAGGCACAUGAGGCAGUUUGUUGCCGAGGAGAAGGAGAAGCUAGAGCACUUCACAAGCCUAGCAAGCACUCAGCUGGAAACACAAGCAACAGAACUUGAACAGCAACGACAGGCAGCACAGCAACUUGUUGAGGACUCGGAAAAACAAGGCCAGGAGUUACAAGAAGCAUUUGUUGCAGCAGUUACAGAGCAGAUUCAGAAGUUGAUGGUGACACAGUACAGCAGUCUCAGAACCGGCGUUGAAAGCUUACAAAGUCAGCAAACAAGGGUGAUAAAUCAGGCAAAGGAACUUAAAACAGAAGUAAAGGAGUCUGUGGGUCAUAUUGCUACAGCUACUGAAGAAUUUUCAGUUCAAUUCAACUCACAAACGGAAGAGUUUACAGAUAAGAUAGUUGAGGACAUGGCUCAGGCAUGUGACUGCCAUGAUGAGACGGCAAAGACUAACUGUAACCUGGAAAGCAACCUAAAGAACUUUGUCCAGGAAGAGGUGGAUGUUUUCAACCAACAGAAGGCAGAUCUUGAAAGAGAAUUAGAAUUACAGAUGACAACAGUAAAACAAGAAACAGAGAAACACACAGCUGGUGUUGAUUGUCUGAAGACAGAGUUUAAAGAACAGAUGAGGACAACACACAAUACAGUACAAGAUCAGUAUCACGGUUUGCAAACAUCAUUGGCAGUCUUAGUCAGACCACUUAAAGACCAGAACGAAGAUCUUGAAUUAUGGACAGAGGGCAUGGAGGAAGAAUUUACCGUCACAACGCAAAUGGCAGAGAACUUUGUAACAAUGAAGAUGAAGAAAGACAUGCCAACAGGCACAACACCACAGAGAAGGGAGUUCCUUUAUCCAAGGAAGCUGUCCAAGACAUCUCCACAUGAAAAGAUCUUGCAAACCUUCCGUACGGAUUAUGAAGUUAAGCAAGCUGCCGCCUUGCCUCUACCGGAUUUUUCAGAUAGUGAGGUAACUUUGAGCUCUAGUCCAGAAAGACCAGUAUCAGCGUUAUCACAAUCGCGUAUGGGGAGUUCAGAGAAUCUAAGUUACAUUUCCGAUCUGUCACAAUCACAGGACGAGACUGAAUGUAAGGAGAAUUUUGUAAUACCAAAAGAUAUGUCCAGCGUGAGCAAACGCAAGAUGAGGGGUAAGGUCCGGAACAUGCAAACUAAGUCACGUCUGCCACUACGCAGUACGAACACCACGCCAUCAAAUUGAUAUAUUUUCAAAAAGUGGAAAUACGAAGUUAGAAACUCUCAUUGUACAUACGUUUAUUGACCAUCCAAUGGAAAACAACUGAUUUAUAAUAGUUCGCUAAGGAUUGAGAUUAAUUAUGCAACAUAUACAAUUAAUAGGUACAGCUAACUGCAUAUUAGUGUUCAAUUCCACAAACAUGCACAUUAGAAUUUGACAUUGGUGUCUCCAAUAUUAAUUUUUCAAGAUACUAAAGCACUAUUAUGACUAUUAUCGUAUAACAAUUUUUUAAAUAAACAAAAUCAUAUUGAAUUAAGAGGAAAAGAAGCAGAAAUAUAGUUAUAGUGGGUAAGGUCCCCACUAUUUAAUCCUAGAGUAUCGUAGUUGGUUUCACAUACACUAUUGAUAAAUUAGUGUAUAAUAAAAUGUAGCGUAGCAUAUGAUGUAAUACAUAUACGGUAUUGUAAUUUAAAUGUGUUGUAACCCUAUAUUUUAACUUUAUAGAUAUUUUGGUGCAGUGGUCAAUUUUGUCCAAGAGGGUUAUUUUUUUCUUGUUUUCCUGUUUCCAUAAUUUUCCUGUUUCCAUAAUUUGCAUACUAAAGAUUUAAGAAAAUACUUGUUAACAUUAUGAAUGUGCAACAUCAUAUAGAAAGCCCUGACUAUCAAAUUUGAUUUGACAAAAAAACUGUUGUAUGCCCAUAUAUAGUCAUGAUGUGCCUAUAUAUGGUCAUGAUGUGAUGUGUAGACAAUGCUUUAAGGACAUUUUGCACAUUUUGUUUAUAAUUACUCAGCUUUUAUAAUAUUGUGAUUAUUGGCGUGACCCACUUUUAAGGCGAUCAUGUUGAAAUCAUAAAUUUAAAUGCUUUUAGGUGACUUAAUCAUAUUCAUCCUUGUAUCGAUAGCAUCAAACUUCCUCUUUGGAAUUCAUAAACAUUUUUAUAUAUAUACUGUAUUUUAAAAAACAAUAAAUGGUAUUACUUUGUAACAUAAAUAUGUACAAUAAAAUCCUUUAAAGAAACGUUAUAGUAAAGUAAUCUAUUCUUCAGCUUAAAAUUUCUUAACAGAAUUGUAUUAAAGACACUGUGCAUAUAUGUUUACAAAAGCCCUAAGAAAUGUUAUGGUAAAGCAAUCAAUUGGUGGGCAUGCUAUUAGCAAAUUGUAAGAUCUUUGCUUUUCAUUAAGACACCUAGUGUUGUACUAUAUGAAGAUGGUGUAAAACGUUCAGUUUUUUAUGUAAUAUAUUAUAUUUUUUGUCUGUAAUUGGUGAUGCAUUGCAUUGAUUUUAUUUACAAACCACUUAUCACUUGCCAAUGCUCUAGGAUACAAUAAUACCAUUUAGAAAGAA